Messenger RNA from Rotaria sp. Silwood2, 1470 nucleotides. The record is from the annotation of a GenBank genome assembly. NCBI's taxonomy places the organism in Eukaryota, Metazoa, Rotifera, Eurotatoria, Philodinida, Philodinidae.
AUGACAGAAGGUAGGAAAAAACGGCACCGUCGUCGUUCAAUCAUUCGUGAAUUUGCCACAAACACAACAAUGCAUGGCCUUCCGAAAGCUUUUAGCAGUGAAAACUUACAUACUCGAAUUUUCUGGGCAAUUUCCUUUGCUGUUUUCAGCUCUUUUAUGAUCUAUUUUAUUGUUAGAACGAUUUUAGCUUAUCUUCAAUAUCAAACACAAACAUAUGUAAGUGCUGAUGUUGAAUGGCCACAAUAUUUUCCAGCAUUCAGUAUUUGUAAUGCUGCAUCAUUCCGCUACGAUCAACUCAUAGGACCAUUUCUAAACUACACAAAUACGCUGAAUUUAACCAAUGAAAACAGUACAGAUGCAUUAUCUCCACAUCGAAUUCAAAAUUUUAUACAAUAUAAAGUUAAUAGAAAUGAAUCAGUUACGCACUAUUCAUUUUCACUUAAUUCGAUGCUCUAUCAAUGCUUAUACAAUUCUAUGCCUUGUUCAACUGUUGAUUUUGUUCCAUUUGUCUCAUCAAUAUAUGGUUUGUGCUUUACGUUCAAUGCUAAAAUGAAAAAUAGUAGUGUUAGCGUACGAUACGGAAAUCAGUAUGGUGGCGCUGGUCGACUUGAUUUAGCUUUUUAUGUACAUAGUCAACAAUAUGUGCCAUAUGUUGUAGAUAGCAUUGGUAUGGUUGGUCUAAUACACGACAAUACACAAAUACCACUUAUUGAUGCGAAUGGCAUAGGAUUGGCACCAGGACGACAACAUAAAUUGAGUUUUAAAAAGAAGACAAAUUUCUUUUUAUCUUCACCUUAUACUUCGUGCACUAAUAAUAUACCUCUUUCGAUGAAAUUAAUGCUUAACGAUUAUAAUGGUGCUGAUUAUGGCUAUUCGCAACUUUCAUGCUUUGAGCUUUGUAUACAAGCUUACGCAUAUCAACAAUGUGGUUGCGUUGCUCCGUAUCUAUGGAAUAUUCGUUACAUUGUUUUGCCAGGUACGAAAAACAUAAUGUUAGCGCCUCUUUGCAAUUACACUAAUCCUUGUUAUCAUCGAGCAAUUGAAAUAUUCCAGGCAUCAUCAUCAUUUAUCGAACGAUAUUGUCCAGAUUGUACAUUGCAAUGUUCCAUAAUAUCAUUUCCUCUUGAUAUAUCUUCCCUUACAGCCCCACUCGAAUGGCAAUUAAAUGCAAUUAAGACGUUUGUUGAAAAUUCUUCAGUGCCAUUGCCAUUAGAUUGGUCUACAGCAUGGCGUACGCAUAUUCAAAACAAUUAUGUUGCUGUUAGCGUCAUGCGUCAAGCAGCUAUCGUCGAUAAUAAUACACAGCAAGCACAAAUUACUUUAGGUGACGUCCUUUCGAAAGUUGGUGGUCUAACUGGUCUUUGGAUCGGUGUCAGUCUUCUCUCAAUGAUGGAGUUCAUUGAAAUGCUCUAUCGACUUAUUCAUUAUCAAUGUCAUUUAAUUCUUUCAACAAUACGAAAAAAAAAAUAA